This is a messenger RNA of Saccostrea cuccullata (small rock oyster), 1218 nucleotides long. RefSeq lists its product as uncharacterized. The transcript has a single exon. The record is from RefSeq and is a predicted model, not a curated record. Bases 1 to 1218 code for a protein of 405 amino acids. Lineage: Eukaryota; Metazoa; Mollusca; Bivalvia; Ostreida; Ostreidae.
AUGAUAGCUAUUCAGAUUAAAGGUCAUACUGCAUCAGUGUCUAAUCCUUUUGUAGCAUACAGAAGUUUUAGGAAUUUCAGUCAUGAAAAUUUUGUAAAUGAUCUUGAACAAAUUGACUUUGAACUUCUUAUUGAUCAAGAGCAAGACGUUAACGUAGCAUAUGAAAAGUUUGAAACAGUUUAUAUGGAGGUUAAUGACAAGCCCAUACCAUUAAAACAAAGAAAAAAAAUUAACAAACCAACACCAUUUAUGAACAAGGAACUCAGAAAGGCCAUCUAUUUAAAGAAUAUGUUUUUUAACAAAUACAACAAAAUCAGGUCUAAUGAAAAUUGGGAGCUAUAUAGAAAGCAAAGAAAUCAAGUUAAUAAGAUCAAAAGAAAUUCAGUCAGAAAUUAUUUUUUAGAAAUAUGUGUAGGUGGACCUAAAGAUAAGGAUUUCUGGCCAACUAUUAAGCCAUUUCUGACAAAUAAAGGAAGUCAUUUUGAAAAUAACGUUAUACUUAGUAAGGAUGGAGAAAUAAUAAACAAUCAAGCAGAGGUGGCAGAAACUUUUAAUGACUAUUUGGUAAAUGUGGCUAAAGACAUAGGGGCAGUGAGCCGUAGCGUAGAUCAAGAUCAUCCAAGUAUUAAAGCAAUUUCUGAACAUGUACAUUUAGAUAAUGAAAUGGAAUUUAAACCCAUACAGACUACCCUUGUUGAACAGCCAAUAUAUAAAAUAGGUAUUAAAAAAGCAACAGGAAAAGAUUGUAUCUCUGUCAAAACACUUAAACUGUCAAACCCAACGAUAGCAAAACCUAUCACCAUGCUCAUUAAUAAGUCAUUUGAGCAAUGUGAAUUUCCGAAAAAACUUAAAGAGGCACAGGUUGUUCCACUUCAUAAGAAAAAUAGUCAAUUAGAAGUAGGUAACUACAGGCCUGUAAGCAUUCUACCAGCAAUUUCAAAGACUUUUGAGAGGGCAAUUUAUACACAGCUGUUAAAAUUUUUUGACAAUAUAUUCCACCCCUAUUUAUCAGCAUUUAGGCCAGGUUAUGGAUGUAAUACUGUGUUAAUGAAAAUCAUUGAAGGCUGGAAAAAAGCCAUUGAUAAAAACAAGUAUAUUGCUGCUGUGUUUAUGGAUCUCUCAAAGGCAUUUGAUUGCUUACCGCAUGACCUGCUACUGUUGAAAAUGAAAAUGUAUGGCCUCUCAGAUUCUGCUUGUACAAAGUUAUCUGUCAGAUAG